UCUUGGGCCAGGUGUCCGACCAGCUAGCUGUUGGGUGGGCGCCCGGGGCGACUCAGAGCUGGGACCGCGAUGGCACCUGCCGCGUCAAGGCUGCGGGCGGAAUCCGAGCUUGGGUCGCUUCCGAAGCGAGCGCUUGUCCAAUACUUGCUGUUCCUAAAACUCUACCCCGUGCUCACCAAAGCAGUCAGCAGUGGCAUUUUGUCAGCCCUUGGAAACCUUCUGGCCCAGACGAUUGAGAAGAAGCAGAAAAAAGACUCUCGAAGUCUAGAUGUCAGUGGGCUUCUCAGAUAUUUAGUGUAUGGGUUCUUCGUCACAGGUCCAUUGAGUCACUACCUUUACCUCUGCAUGGAAUCCUGGGUCCCUCCUGAGGUCCCCUGGGCCAGAGUCAAGAGGCUCCUGCUGGACCGCCUGCUCUUUGCCCCAGCCUUUCUGCUGCUGUUCUUCCUCAUCAUGAACUUUCUGGAGGGGAAAGAUGUCAGUGUCUUUGUUGCCAAGAUGCGGAGUGGCUUCUGGCCUGCACUGCAAAUGAACUGGAGGAUGUGGACACCCUUGCAGUUCAUUAACAUCAACUAUGUGCCCCUGCAGUUCCGGGUGCUCGUUGCCAACAUGGCAGCUCUGUUCUGGUGUGCCUACCUGGCCUCUCUGGGGAAGUGAUGUCAGAUACACCAUGGAUGAGGUCUGGGGGAAUCCACCCAUCAGCAGGAGAGAACAGAAUUCAUCAUUCAGGACAUCAUCUGACUAAAUUAUGUGAUUCAAAAUACCUUACAGUUACAGAGGGAGGAAAUGGUUAGUGUCAGAAUCUUGUGCUUCGGAGAGACAGCACCAGACUCAGAGGAGAUAAUCUUCGUUGUCACUGUAAACUAGAUAAAGGUUAAUAAACAGUGAUUCAGCUGUU
Messenger RNA from Psammomys obesus (fat sand rat), 895 nucleotides. RefSeq names its product peroxisomal membrane protein 2 (gene Pxmp2). Gene Ontology annotation, cellular component: membrane; cytoplasm. The record is from RefSeq and is a predicted model, not a curated record. Bases 70 to 654 code for a protein of 194 amino acids. NCBI's taxonomy places the organism in Eukaryota, Metazoa, Chordata, Mammalia, Rodentia, Muridae. The transcript has 5 exons.